AUGCCUGAAACAACUCAAGUCAAAUCAGGAAGUGGUGAGAAAGGAAACACGUAUGAAAGCAGUCAUCCUUACCACUUAAACAAUUCAGACUCACCUGGUAUGACGCUGGUCAAUAAUGUUUUCGAUGGAAGAGGAUAUCCAGGUUGGAGAAGAUCCAUCCUCUUAUCUCUAUCAGCCAAGAAGAAACUUGGUUUCAUCAAUGGAACCUGCAAGGCUCCAGAACUGGAAUCUGCAGAGUUUGAACAAUGGAGUUGUGUUAACGACAUGAUUAUAUGUUGGAUAUCAAAUGCACUCUCUAAGGACAUUGCAGACAGUGUGAUGAGUUCCAAAACUGCUAAGGAACUUUGGGACAGUCUGGAGCAGAGGUUUGGCAAAUCAAAUGGUGCCAAACUCUACCACCUGCAAAAGGAAUUAACAAGUCUAAUACAAGGGAAUAGUGACAUUGCAGGAUACUUCACCAAACUUAAGAGACUGUGGGAUGAAUUGGAUGGGAUAAAUGUAAUUGUUUGUUGCUCAUGUCAAUGCACUUGUGAUGGUAAAGCAAAAUUAACAAAGUCACUAGAAGAUCAAAGGUUAAUUCAAUUCCUAAUGGGACUAAAUGAUGUAUAUGCUCAGGCAAGGGGAAAUAUACUUAUGAUGAAUCCUUUACCUGGAAUGGAUGUUGCAUAUUCAUUACUUUUGCAGGAUGAGAACCAAAGAGAAGUGUAUGCAAACACAAACUACAUCUCUGAUUCUGGAUCAUUUCUGGCAGCAAGUCAAGCAAAACAACAGGAUAACAAACUAAUUGCUGAGUUUGCAGCAUUCAUGGCCAAUAGACAGGGGAGAAAUACACAGAGAUUCAAGGACCAAGCAAUAAGAGGAACAGGCACAUACCAGAAGUAUGCCAAUCCAGGUCAGAACCAGAGAUAUGAUAAGCCACAGAACAGGUUUAAGGGAAAGAAGAAAUAUGAUCCAAACCUGUCAUGCACUUAUUGUGGAAAAACAGGGCAUGUGCAUGAUGAUUGCUACAGACUACAUGGAUUUCCUGCAGAUUUUGAGUUCACCAACUCCAGAAACUAUCAGCCUCAAAUUAAAGCAAAUGCAACCUUGACUCAGCAAGCAGAUGAAGACAUUAGGAGGACAGAUCCUGGAAUCAGUGAUAGAAAUUUUGAAGAACACUUUAGCAAAUAG
Solanum dulcamara is the source of this 1170-nucleotide messenger RNA. RefSeq lists its product as uncharacterized. NCBI's taxonomy places the organism in Eukaryota, Viridiplantae, Streptophyta, Magnoliopsida, Solanales, Solanaceae. The transcript has a single exon. Gene Ontology annotation, molecular function: nucleic acid binding; zinc ion binding. The record is from RefSeq and is a predicted model, not a curated record. Bases 1 to 1170 code for a protein of 389 amino acids.